This is a messenger RNA of Tachysurus fulvidraco (yellow catfish), 691 nucleotides long. RefSeq lists its product as uncharacterized. Lineage: Eukaryota; Metazoa; Chordata; Actinopteri; Siluriformes; Bagridae. The record is from RefSeq and is a predicted model, not a curated record. Bases 41 to 691 code for a protein of 216 amino acids. The transcript is spliced from 4 exons.
AACAGAAGAACACUCGUAAUACACAACCUGUGUGAAGUACAUGACAUAUAUGAGAUAUGGUUCACCUCGUUUCAGUGACUCUGCUCUUCUCAGUUUCAGUGAUCUGGCAACCAUCAGCAACAUGGGAGAGAUGAAGAAGCUGAAUCACACACUGAUGAAGGAAAAUGCAAAGAAAGCUUGGAUUGGUCUACAGAGAGCAGGACCUGGGAGAUGGCUGUGGUCUCUGGAAGACCAAACUUUCUACAGAGACAGAGUCACUUACACAAACUGGGACAGUGGACAACCAAAUAAUGCUGGGGAAGUUGAGUACUGUGUGGGAUAUAAUAAGUACAAUAAAUUAUGGGAUGAUAAUCAAUGUGAAACGUUGUUUCCUUUUGUAUGUUAUGAAGUUGGAGGAGCGGCUGCGCUGUUUAAGCGUUUCAUGACGCGCAGACAGGGAAAGCUUGCCGGCGCGCUGGUGAAACUCAGACAGCGCGGUUUAAAAACACCGCUGCCAAGCAUUCAUCUGGCGAAUCUCCGCUCUCUAUCCAACAAAACAGACCAACUCCUUCUGCUAACCCGGAAAAAUAAGGAUUUUUCGAACUCUGCUGCUCUCUGUUUCACGGAAACCUGGCUGAACGACUCUGUUCCGGACAGCGCGUUAAGUUUGCCGGGCUUUCAGCUCUUCAGAGCGGGCUGCGACGCAGAAUAA